AUGUCAAGAGACGGCGACCGGGGGGUAGGAGGUACCCACGGUACCGGACGGAUGCAACCCAGGAUCCAAGGUAUCCGCAGUCAAGUGUGGUACACUCAUGUACCUCGCUCUCUCUCUUGCUUCCUCGGUAUCUACUCCGUACCUCCCACGCUGGUGACUCCUCCUCUUUCCCUGUGGCGGGCCAGUCUCCUUUGGUACAAGGCAAUGACCCCAGAGAGCCUAAAGGGAGAGGAGAAGGAGAAUGACAGAGAUGAUGCAGUGCAGCUUGGCUUUGGCACCUUACAUGGGCGCAAGCCCGGGUGCUUUCUCCAGCAACUCGCAGCCAACCUGACGCCCGUACCAAACUCAACCGCCUGCAGGAAGACAAAGGCCCGCGGCGGCGAAGGCAAGGGAAGGCGAUGGAUGGCCGGAUUAUGGAUGGAUGGGCACCUGCUACCAUCCAGUCUCAAGCACCAAGAGCAAAACCAAGGCAAGGCAAGACAAGGCCCCGACAACGCAACAACGACUACGUAGUACGGCGACAACAGGAAAGGAGCAAGAGACGGGCGCCGCUGGCUGGCGUUGGCGCAGGUGAUGGACAACACACCCCGGGGGGUGCAAGUCAUGGCCACGGGGUGUCGAGUGUUGGUCACCAGGUGGUGACUGACGGUAGCUGAGUGUGGAUGGUGUGUGCGAGACUGCGAGUGUGUGUCUGGAGGACGAGGUAUGUGUGGCUGGGUCGCUGAUACCAAAAAAAGGACUCCCCGGCUGCGAGAGGAGAUGGGAGAAACGGCAAGAGGAAAGG
Colletotrichum godetiae is the source of this 784-nucleotide messenger RNA. RefSeq lists its product as uncharacterized. The record is from RefSeq and is a predicted model, not a curated record. The coding region runs from base 1 to 513 and encodes 170 amino acids. NCBI's taxonomy places the organism in Eukaryota, Fungi, Ascomycota, Sordariomycetes, Glomerellales, Glomerellaceae. The transcript has a single exon.